Morus notabilis is the source of this 2025-nucleotide messenger RNA. Its product is annotated as guard cell S-type anion channel SLAC1. Gene Ontology annotation, molecular function: voltage-gated monoatomic anion channel activity. The transcript is spliced from 3 exons. Lineage: Eukaryota; Viridiplantae; Streptophyta; Magnoliopsida; Rosales; Moraceae. Bases 8 to 1684 code for a protein of 558 amino acids. Gene Ontology annotation, cellular component: membrane. Gene Ontology annotation, biological process: transmembrane transport; stomatal closure; intracellular monoatomic ion homeostasis. The record is from RefSeq and is a predicted model, not a curated record.
GCCAAAAAUGGAUCACGAAAGGCCAAUCUCUCCGAGUUCUCUCCAGACUCACUUUGUUGACAUUCAUGAGGUCUUACCAGAAGAAGAAGAAGAGGGAGAUCCAACUAUGGCUGAUAAAUCAGAGAAUAAGCGCUUUAACCGACACGUUAGAGUAAGAGACGUGAAGAGAAGCCACAGGAGUUUCCGCAGGCAAGUUUCUCUAGAGACUGGCUUUUCUGUGCUCAACAGAGAGUCCAAGGCCAGAGAUCAUGAGAGGAAGGCUCUUCCUAGAAGUGGAAGGAGUUUCGGAGGUUUCGAUUCGGAAAAUAGGAUCGGAAUGGAGGGAAGGAAAGGUGACUUUAGUAUAUUCAGGACCAAAUCAACUCUCAGUAAACAAAACUCUUUGUUGCCAUCUAGAAUUAAGGAUCAAAAAGAGAUGGAGUGUCAUAGGAAUAUUGAAGGGUCUGAAGGGCUUGAUGAGAGUGUUAAUAAAAGUGUUCCUGCUGGGAGAUACUUUGCCGCGCUUAGAGGUCCUGAGUUAGACCAAGUAAAGGAUUAUGAAGAUAUUCUUCUUCCAAAAGACGAGCUAUGGCCAUUUCUCCUUCGGUUUCCAAUCGGGUGUUUUGGUAUUUGUCUUGGCCUUAGCAGCCAAGCCGUCUUGUGGCGUGCUCUUGCAACAAGCCCCGCCGUCGAGUUUCUCCACAUUAGCCCUUUCAUAAACCUUGCCCUCUGGCUAUUUGCCCUUGCAGUUCUUGUCUCGGUCACUUUCACAUACAUUCUCAAAUGCAUAUUCUACUUUGAGGCUGUUAAAAGAGAGUAUUUUCACCCGGUAAGGGUCAACUUCUUCUUUGCCCCUUGGGUUGUCUGCAUGUUCUUGUCCAUUUCCGUACCGCCAAUGCUUGCCCCGGCAACCCUUCACCCUGCAAUUUGGUGCGCUUUCAUGGGGCCUUAUUUCUUCCUUGAGCUAAAGAUCUAUGGCCAGUGGCUUUCGGGCGGUAAAAGGCGGCUUUGCAAGGUGGCAAAUCCGUCUUCUCACCUCUCGGUCGUUGGAAACUUUGUAGGAGCGAUUUUAGCCUCCAAGGUGGGGUGGCAGGAGCCUGCAAAGUUCUUGUGGGCAGUUGGUUUUGCUCAUUACCUUGUGUUGUUUGUCACUUUGUACCAGAGAUUGCCAACUAGUGAAGCUUUGCCCAAGGAGCUACACCCGGUUUACUCCAUGUUUAUAGCAGCUCCAUCGGCUGCUAGUCUUGCUUGGCGUACCAUCUAUGGAGAGUUUGAUGGGUGUUCCAGGACUUGCUACUUCAUAGCUUUGUUUCUCUAUAUUUCAUUGGUUGUAAGGAUCAACUUCUUCACAGGGUUUGGGUUUUCAGUGGCGUGGUGGUCUUACACCUUUCCAAUGACAACUGCCUCUGUAGCUACCAUCAAGUAUGCAGAAGAUGUCCCUUCGUUUCUAACCAAAGGCCUCGCACUUACUCUUUCUUUCGUGUCAUCAGCAAUGGUGUCUGUGUUAUUUGUUUCGACUCUUCUCCAUGCCUUUGUAUGGCGCACAUUGUUUCCGAAUGACUUGGCGAUUGCGAUAACAAAGAGAAGGCUUGCCAAGGAGAAGAAACCUUUUAAAAGAGCCUAUGAUAUUAAGCGCUGGACAAAGCAGGCUCUCACCAAGAACAACUCAGUUAGAAAGCAAUUUGAUGCAGAGAAAGAAGGCUAAUGAUUCCUCCAUAAUCAGAAGAAACAAGUUAUGCAAUGCUAUUUUCACGUACCGAAUUAAUCACAAAUUAAAACCAUGAUUCCACGAAGAUCAUUUUUGGAAGAUCAGAAAUCCAUAAUGCUCACGAUGUUGUAUUCAUAGAGCAAUUUAAUGGAGACAAAGUAAGAAAAAUAUGAGAGCAUUAGUGAUGCUAAUAGUACAACAUACACGACGAUUAUAUUGUAUGAGCACUCGUAUAUAUCCCCAUGGUUAAAAUCCCCACUAUUUAUGUAAAGUGGGUUCCACAAGGUAGGUAGGUGGGACUAUACUUAGUGGGACCUAUUUUCCAUUUUAUAUCUCUC